Molecule: messenger RNA, 3492 nt
Organism: Cladocopium goreaui
Lineage: Eukaryota; Dinophyceae; Suessiales; Symbiodiniaceae
Source: the annotation of a GenBank genome assembly
AUGGUUGCUCCUGAGCCAGAGGACAUGCACUUAGAGGAUGCCAUCCAAGCAACACAGAGCUUGUUUUUGCGCGAGCUGCCCUCACAUGUCUGUGUUGGCCCCAUGCCUCGUGGUGCCAUUGGCCCUUUGGAUCUUCCUUUGAAAGAUUUGGAUGAGAGUUCGCCUGCCAUCAAGCACUAUGUGGACUUGAUCUUGGAUAUCCCCAAGGAUUCUGUGGAUGUUGUCAGCCUCAAAGCAAUCUUCCGAGAUCAGGCCUGGGAUGAGUUGCCUGCCUUCAUGAAACCAAAGGUUCGUCCCUCCUUUGAAACCAUCACUCAGUACAUCCUGCUUCCUCAAUCUGACGGCCAGCUUUGUCUUCUCAAGCACGUCUACAUCACCAAUGAGAAGGUCAGUGGAAGCUAUGUCGCCACCUUGCUGCAUGGAACUGGCCGUGAGAUUGCAUGGGGCAAUGGCAAUAAAAAAGUUGUCAGGAAGGCAUUUCAAUGGAUGCUGGAGCAGCUUGGUGGCACACAAUUUCGGAAAUUCAUUCUCACACCUGAGAAGAAGAAGCAAGCACUUGCAUCGCAAGCUCCUGAAGAAGAGGGAUGGACUUUUCUUCGAGAGCAUGGUGAGCUUGACAAGAGUGAUCUUAAACAACUUCGCUGGAUCCACUUCCACAUCAACCGAGAUGACUCCCCCAUCAAAGGUUGGCCGGAGCGUCUCGUUCAGAAGGCUUUAGACUCCCUUGCCAAUGACUCUACUAUUGCAAAGUUGUGUGAGCGAUAUGACUUGACCAUCUCUGACGUCGACCCUGAGGUCCGUUCCUUGCUUGAAAUCAUCGUGCCGCACCUACGAGAUCAUGCUCUGUGGCUUCUUGGAGAGCCUGGGAAAGGCAAAACUCCAUUGGGCAGGAUCCUGGCCAUGAUGUUUUCUCGGUUUCAUGGCGGUAGCGGCACCUUCCGAACAUCCAAUGACCUUGACUUCUUCAAAGGCAUCCCAUUCACCAAGUGGGUGCCCGCACUUUAUGAUGAUGGCAGCAUCGGUGAUGAAGAGACUAAGAAAAAAAAGGCAUUCUCAGACGUGGGUGAUGAUGAGUCGAUGACUCGCGCAAGGUGGACCAGUGCCAAAUUCGUGCGAAAUCAGCUCAGAAUCGUUCUUGACAACACCUACAACCCCGAGCAGGAGCCAGAGGAUUCUAUGACAGAAGCAGACUUGGUGGUGUCCCAUGAAGACUUCCUCCGGAUCAUCAGGCCAGCGCUGGGGACUAUGUCUCCUACGGAUGCAAUGGCGAUCCUCAAGCGCAGUGCCUUCAUGAUCUUUGGGAAGAAGCACAUUACCUACCGUUUGCCCUCUGAAACUCCCAUUCAGGCCCAUCGCAUUCGCUACACCAAGGCCAGCAUCAUCUUGAAUUCCUCAAGACCAAUUUUACGCAACUACAAGGAAGGUGGCCCCAUUCCUUUGGACUAUGAAGAUCACACAGCUUGGGAGACAGCCUGGCUGCAAGAAGCUAUUCGAAAGAAUGCUGAAGAACAUCGACGACACUUGGAAGUGAAGGCACAGGAAGAGCAGGUCCUUGCUAUGAACACUGGCCCAGUUGUCAAGAUGGAGGCAGAAGAGUAUCAUGAUGGGAAUGCUUCCCUUGCCCGAGAGACUGCACGAGAUCCCAUCGAUUGCGACAUUGAUCGUGCGAGCGCUGGGUGGACCAACUGGGACGCUCCUUUGUCUGUUCCUGUCAAGCAAGAACCGCGGGUCUUCCACAGGUUGCGAACACCUCCACGUGGCAUUAUCAGCCUUGAUUCUCCAUCGCCUGCGAAGCGUGUUUGCGUACGACCACCGGUGAAUCCAGGCAAUCUUCCGGGCUUGCCUCGUGUGUCAGAAGAUGAUGAUGGAAUGCCUGCUGUUGGCCACCUUCUUGAUUUUGAUUUCCCCGAUGCUUCUGGAGGUGCUGGCUACAGAGAUGUCUGCCUUAUAGUCUCCCUUCAGAACCUUGGUCUGCCUGUUACAUGUGAAUCUGAUGGUCCCUUCUCCAUCUCCUUUGGCAACACACUCUUGAAACCAUUUGGUGUUCAGCUGUGUCAUCAUGAUCGACCCUUUCUUCAAGAUGGUAAGUACAUUGUGCAUGACGCAGAGAAGAUGCAUUUCUUUUCUUUGGUUAUGCAUGAGGGCUUUGUGCAGGUCAUUGACAACGCUUCUGUUGUCCAGGUCACCUUGACUUUCUUGAAAUCGCUGCUGGAGGAUGCAAACUUCACCUUCUACAAGUGUCAGGUUGUGCGUUGCCCUAUCAGAACUCAGAAAGAUGUCCUUGGUGGUGCAGGAGUUCUGUCAAAGAAUGUGUACACUACUCAUAUGAAAACUUGUUUCUGCGGGCACCGCAGCAUGUGUGUCGGGCAUGAAAUUCGCGCUGUGGUGUACACUCUUGGAGGAGAAUGCAGCACUACAGUUCGAACGAUGAGAUGCAAUUCACGUGCCUGCCGGACGACUUUUGGGCCAAACUUCUUUGUUGAGAAUGGCAACAAAGUCAACACGGCCGCUCCUGAGGAUGUGUCCGAUGUUCUCUUUGUGAACAUGAAGGUUGGGUUUGCUGUGAAUUACCUCAAGUACCAUGUCGGGUUGGAAUUCCGGGCGUCUGUGCCUGCCCGUGCGGCUCAGGAUGUCUAUGACAAUGUUUUCGGCCACUCGUGCAAGGAACAGCAAUUCCGCAAGCUUCAUGGAGAUGCUUUGAUGUAUUGGCUUACUUUGAAUGAGUUGACCCCCUUGAAGUUGCACAAAAACAUUGUGAUUGGUCAGGAGCUCUCCCCAGAAUCUUUGAAGGCCUAUGACUCUUACCUGCACGAGAAGAUUUUUCCUCCUUCCACCGUGCAGCGUGCCAAAGUCUUUGAGGUUGUCGGCGACGGUCAUACCAAGGUCCAUGUCAAGUGCGGAGAAACAACCACACAUCAGGGUCGUCCCCGCAAAAAUGGCAAGUCAAAGCCUUAUGGGCAUGGAUGGUUCAUGAUGGUGAAUCCUCGAGACCAAAGGAUUCUUGCUGUGUCUUGCAUGAGCCAGCCAGAAAACAAUCCCAUUGUGCACAGCUCUUUGCUCACGAUCUUGCCAAAGUACAAGAACUUGGACGGUUUUGUCAUGGAUCGUGUCUGUGGCUUUGCACCCAAAGCCAAAGAAGACUCUGACCUGAAACAGAUCAAGUAUUGGGCCAUCGAUCAUUUCCAUGCUCUGCGACACAAGCAGACCUGUGCCUACAACCCCUUGUAUGUGAAGCGCUUGGGAAAGCGAUUCAAGGGCAUCAACUUGUCUGCCGCCGAGCAAGUCUUCAGUUGGUUUCGCAAUUACGCACGCAUUCUCAAUGAGGCUCGCCCCCUUCGUCAUUCCUUCAAGGUCCUGUACUUUGUCAAGCAGCACAACAUGGCCAUUCGCUUCAAAAAGGCAACAUAUCUCAACAAGCAUCAGCGCCUCCCCAAGAAGACUUCCAAGAGCUAUGCCUGCAGCAAGAAGGUGUCCAAGGUCAUGAAGAAGUGA